Ictalurus punctatus (channel catfish) is the source of this 2516-nucleotide messenger RNA. It is a transcript of the gene arl8a, whose product is annotated as ADP-ribosylation factor-like 8A. Gene Ontology annotation, biological process: protein transport; anterograde axonal transport. Bases 411 to 971 code for a protein of 186 amino acids. The record is from RefSeq and is a predicted model, not a curated record. Gene Ontology annotation, molecular function: GTPase activity; GTP binding. The transcript is spliced from 7 exons. Lineage: Eukaryota; Metazoa; Chordata; Actinopteri; Siluriformes; Ictaluridae. Gene Ontology annotation, cellular component: lysosomal membrane.
GUGUGCGACAGGGGGCGCAGUUUGGUGGUGGAGUAGAUGCGCUGCUCUUCUUCUGUCCUUCUGCUCGCCAUCGAAAACGCAUUGUUUAGGAUCAGCUGUGUGUCCGAAACCCCACCCAAGCAAGGGCAAAGACACAGAGAGAGAGAAAGAGAGAGAGAGAGAGAGAGAGAGAGAGAGAGAGAGAGAGAGAGAGAGAUUCAUUCGGAACGCACCCGCAGUGGACCGGAACCGAGCGUCGAGCUGUCUGUCGCUCCCGUCUUCUUGUUUUUUCUCUCUCUCCGUUAAAGCCGGAAGGUUUCAUCCCUCCAUCUUCACUACAUCCUUCCUCCAUCCUCCCGGCCGCAGUCAGCUGAUCGAUACACACACCACCACCUUCAUCAUUAUCUUCUCCUUCAUCAUCCGGAUCCAGGAUGAUCGCGUUAUUUAAUAAACUCCUGGACUGGUUUAAAGCUCUGUUCUGGAAGGAGGAGAUGGAGCUGACGCUGGUGGGCCUGCAGUACUCCGGGAAGACCACCUUCGUCAACGUGAUCGCGUCCGGACAGUUCAGCGAGGACAUGAUCCCCACCGUUGGCUUCAACAUGCGUAAGAUCACUAAAGGAAACGUCACCAUUAAGCUGUGGGAUAUCGGUGGACAGCCGCGGUUCCGCAGUAUGUGGGAGAGAUACUGUAGGGGGGUCAGUGCCAUUGUGUAUAUGGUGGACGCUGCAGAUCCGGAGAAAAUUGAGGCGUCUAAAAACGAGCUGCACAACCUGUUGGACAAACCGCAGCUGCAGGGCAUCCCUGUUCUGGUGUUGGGCAAUAAGAGGGAUCUGAAUGGGGCGUUGGACGAGAAGGAGCUGAUCGAGAGAAUGAACCUGUCUGCCAUCCAGGACCGGGAGAUCUGCUGCUACUCCAUCUCAUGUAAGGAGAAGGACAACAUCGAUAUCACACUACAGUGGCUGAUCCAGCACUCCAGAACCAGACGGAGCUGAAAGGUGGAGCUUCUGAUUGCAGAAACAGUAUCAUGUGACCACCUGUAUGCCAAGUCCCACCCCUUUUGGGUUUACGCCCCUCCCCCCGCUCUAACUCUCUAAAACGACUUUCAUUCCUGUACAAAUUGUGAUAAAUAUGAUUUGCACUGUUUACAGUUUUAUGUUUGUUUGUUUUUAAACUUUUAUGCAUUUUUUUAUAAUAAUGAAUUUCAGACCAGUCACAUGAUGAAAAAGUUGUUUUAUUUGUUUUUGUGUUUGUGUGUGUGUGUGUGUGUGUGUGCGUGCGUGUGUGUGUGUGUGUGUAUUUCAGCUUUUUCACACAUCAGUAAUUGGUUAUACGACAAAUCACUCAAUCUUCACAGAGGACACUUUGUCAUGUCCGUGUGUGAUGUUUUGUGAUAAUUUCGUAAAACCGCGAUAAAAUGAUUAUGCGAUUAUCCUACUAUAAUAACGAAAACAUGUCGACACACUUUCACAACUCAGACUGAGAUGAUGUUUGCCUUUGUUGUGUGUGUGUGUGUGUGUGUGUGUGUGUGUGUGUGUGUGUUUAAAGGAAAUGUCCUAAAAACAAUAUCCACAGUGUCUCUUCAGUCCCAGCGUAGUCGAGGCUAGUGUAGCUAAUACGUAAUGAUAGCCUAUGGCCUGCAGUUUAGCAUUGUGUGUAUAAACUACAGCAUGCAUUAAAGUUUUUUAAAUGGUUGUGUAUUAGCAACGACAUGCCAUUGUUUUGUGUUAAGUUUUUAUCCUUUGUGUUUUGUGUGUUUUGGAGGCUCUUUGUGUUUGCUUUAUUUCUCUACACACUUACCUGUGACACCUCAAUCCUUCACACACACACACACACACACACACACACACACACACACACACACACACACACACACACUGUCAUUGUUGUGUUGUUUUCUGGUCAGUAUGAAUAUUAACAUUAUAAUGCCGAGUCUGAGUUUUUAAUCUUGUAUGUGAUCAGAUGUGUUUUAAUCUAGAAAUGUAAUGAGAAAUUAAAUAGAUGAAAAAGCAGCCUGGGUCAGCUAGCUAACUUUGUUCACAAUUUAAGGUGGAAUAAUAUCAUUUAUGACUUAAAGCUCCAGUCCACCUUAAAUCUGUUGGCUUUCUAGCCCAUGAGUCCAGAUUUUUAGUCGUUUAUUUAAAGAAAUUAGAAGAAAUUAAAAGUUCCUCUUUCGAUUUUUAUUACAUCAAAUUACAUUAGGUUUAAACUCCAGUCCACCUUAAAUCAGUCCUUCUCUGCUGUUUAGGCUCAGAAUGUCAAACAUUAAUGCGUGAACAUUUGUCCUGUUUUAUUUAUUUGUUUUUUAUUCUACGUUCUGAUCAUCAGCAGCAUCUGAUCUCCAGUUCCACACGUGUAUAGUUCGGUCUUUUUCAGACACAUGGUUGAUUUUAAAACCUGUCCUGAUUUUUAACUCGAUGUUGUAAAUAACAACAGAACCCAAAACCCUUCUUCUGACCGGACUUUGAGAGAAAAAAAAAUCUGUUGUGAUUUCUGUGAUUAAAAUUAACAAAAAUAAAAACACUCCAUGGUUUAGAGAA